AUGGUCGAUAAGAACUCCAACAGCCUGGGCUUGCGCGCAGUCCGCGGUUACUACAUGUCGAUAAGGCCCGGAGCGCUAGGUCCCGUGCUCAAUAUCAAUGCAGCGACAACGGCCUUUUUACCUCCAAUACUGGUCUCGGACUUGUUGACUACGUCGCUCAGUCAAAAUACUGUCGAGAGAAUGUUGAGGGGCAAGCGCGUCAGGCUGAUAUACCGACGACAAGAGUUCCAAGAGACCAAGGAUGCUGGAUUCUCGAUGAACGACGAACUCCCGCGCACGAAAGUCUUUCAACAAUUUGGUUUGCCUGCGAGCGAGCAGAAGUUCUUCAUAGUCCUUGCUAACGACAAAGGCGCCAAGGUUGACGUCAGCCCAACGGAUAAUGGUACCACCGUCAUCCAAUACUUCAACAAAAUGAAAGCAAGAAUACCAGGUAGCCUGUCACCUGCUCAACUUCUAUGUGUCAAUGUCGGCAAGCGCGUUCAAUCAUCUAGAUCGAAAGAUGCAGGCAAACUAGCAUUUAUGCGUCAGCAGACCUUGGACGGCGCUCAGUGGAUCCCUGCUUGUUUACUCGAGAUCCUGCCUUUUCAGCCAAUGACAGGGCAGAUGAACCCGAAGCAUACUGCCGAGAUGAUGAGGCAUGCUUUGCACUUACCCGCGGAGAACGCAGCUCUGAUUGAUGAAGAGGGCCUGCGGAUCCUUGGUCUCAAAGAUCAGAUCGAGGAUCAAAAAGACACGACUAGCAGGAAGUAUCUCGAUCAAGGCUUUCAGCUCGACAACAAACUGAUAUCAUUGGCCGCCAGAUCUUUGAAACUUCCCCGUCUGUCGUACGAGAAGCGCGGUGACCCCGACGUCGAACACACCGUCAGUACACAGCCUCAUACAAAAUUCCAGCCAAUUAUCCACGUCGACCGAUCAGCUUGGAAUCUUCAAGGCGCAGCAUUCAUUAAGCCUGGAACGCUGAAAACCCUUCACGUCGUCGGGCUGCCGGGAUGUCGUCAAGAACUCAAAUUGGCUAUUGUCAAAAAGGAUUUCACUGAGCAAUUGUGUGCUCACCAUGUUCACACCACGCCUGGAGACCAUGAUAAUCAGUUGGGGAAAUCUGGAAAUGUCGAAGAAUACCUCAAAUGGUGGUUCACGGCGUGCCAGCGGAACGACUGCAACCUUGUCUUAUUGGCCGAGAAAGACUUCGACAUAUACGCAAAGAUCAAACGGACUGGCGAUUUUCAAGGGUACCACACCAUCUGCGCUAUCGGCAGCAAAAUCCAAGAUGACAGGAACAAUGAUCAUAACAAGACCGGCAAUCGUUGGCAGCAUUUCUCAAACUUAGCCCUCAAAGUCAAUUUGAAGUUAGGUGGGGACAAUCACUGGCUUGACAACGAGAUGUUGGAUAAGCUACUAGGUGGAGAGGAAUCCAGACGAAGCACCAUGAUCUUGGGAUCAGAUGUCACCCAUCCCGGCAACGGCUCGAAGAUUGGUACACCCAGCAUCGCCGCCGUGGUGGGUACUGUUGACGCUCAGUUCAUGAGCUAUCGCGGUUCGAUGAGACUUCAAGCUGGUGGCCAAGAACAGAUCGAUGAGGUGAAUCUCCGCAGUAUGGUCAAAGAACGGCUCGAGACUUGGAGGUUGUGUAACGAUGACAAGCUUCCGACCAGAAUUUUGUUUCAUCGCGACGGCGUCUCUGAGUCGCAGUUUGUCAACGUGGAGAAGUCUGAGAUCCCGCAGAUCAGAGAGGCGUAUGUUGAUGCUGGAGGCAAUGCUAAAGACCUCAGUAUAUGCUUCUUCGUUGUCAGCAAACGUCACCAUACACGAUUCUACGCUGCCACCAAGAACGAAACAUACCAAUCUCGAGAGAAGACCCAGACCGGAUCCAGAUUUUAUCAAAACGGCAACAUCAAAGCUGGCUUACUUGUAGACAGUGUGGUCACGGCGCCUAAGCCCCUGAACUUCUUCUUGCAGUCUCACACUGCGAUCAAAGGCACCGCGCGUUCAGCCCACUACUACGUACUCCAGAACGACACGGACAUUGGGACCGCGAACCUGCAGGAGUUGACGAUGAUGCUAUGCUACACCUUUGGUCGAUCGACGACCGGUGUCUCGUACGCAACCCCGGCAUACGCCGCGGAUAGGUUAUGCGACCGCGGCAGAUCUUACAUUCGUCACUGGGCAGAGGAUGAAUUUGCCGAUCCUAUCUUUGAGUACGACACGUACCAUGACGGAAACGGAAAAGAGCGCAAGCCCACCGACGUCGAGAUCUUAUCCGAGAAACGAGUGAUGGUUGAUAAGCUCUUGCACUCUCCCGAAGUCUGGGGCAAGAAUUACCACGACGACCCAAAUGACAACGGUAAGCCGCUCAGGCUGAACCCAUGGCACCCAAACCUCGACCAAGGUAUGUUCUGGAUGUAA
Molecule: messenger RNA, 2403 nt
Organism: Alternaria arbusti
Lineage: Eukaryota; Fungi; Ascomycota; Dothideomycetes; Pleosporales; Pleosporaceae
Exons: 3
Coding region: 1-2403 (800 amino acids)
Molecular function (GO): protein binding; nucleic acid binding
Source: RefSeq, a predicted model, not a curated record